Molecule: messenger RNA, 5034 nt
Organism: Gloeophyllum trabeum ATCC 11539
Lineage: Eukaryota; Fungi; Basidiomycota; Agaricomycetes; Gloeophyllales; Gloeophyllaceae
Exons: 6
Coding region: 1-4842 (1613 amino acids)
Source: RefSeq, a predicted model, not a curated record
AUGGCCUCCGUUUCCCCAGCAUCCAAGACGAUCACGAGCACCCAAUGGGAAAACCGCAACCGCGGCUUCGUGCCACCUUCUGAACUUAGACAGUGGCGACAGUCCACUGUUCCCCACGAAUUCCGUCAGCAGCAGGCAGACGAGGCGGAGCAGCCUCCGCAGCCGACGACGCCUCCGCCGAUGCAGGCGUCGACAUCCGCCCCCUCAUCUCCGCAGCCAGCGCCCAGCAGGCCUGCACACGUUCAUUCUCGUUCCACGUCGACUUCCUUCUUCUCUUUCCGUAGCAAGAACUCUAGCCAGGCGCAACAAGAUGCCCAGUCCCAAUCAGCUGCAGCUGCAGCCGCGCCGCAACCCCCGAUGCCUGGCGGAUCCAACGUGACCAACCCUCCAAACGCCAUGGGUCAAGGACCGUCCACCGUGCUUACGCGAACCAAGUCGAAUGGUCCUCAGGGUGCCGAUAUGCAGCCCCAGCAAGGACCUUCCCAGCAGCGCCCCAGCGUGCAAUCGCGCACAUCUACGACCCUGGCACAACCCGCACCUCCUCCCCUGCACCCGGAGAUACGCUCUGUCGUCCAGUUGAAUCUUGCUCACACGAACAAGGUGUACCAAUGGGGGAAGCUCAUCCGUAGGAUUGAGCGCCAGCCCGAUGGCCAGAGACCUACGAAGGACGAGGGUUGGACCGAAGUGUGGGCGCAGUUGAGCGGCACUAUCCUCAGUGUCUGGGAUAUGAAGGAGGUGGAGGAAGCGGGGAGGCAGGGGAGAGAGGUCCCUCCUAGUUACAUCAAUGUUACCGAUGCUUUCGUCCAAGUGUUGGGUGCAGUGACUGUCCCAGCCUCUGCUACUCAGCCGGCUCAGAAAUAUACCAAUGUGAUAACCCUCAAUACCGCUGGAUCUAACCUCAUCUUAUUCUCCUGCCCUUCGACCCCUGCCCUCAUAUCCUGGGCAUCGGCUAUACGACUGUCUGCAUGGGAAAAGUCUCGUUUAGAAGAGAUUUACACCGCCCAUCUUAUCCGCAUAACUCUCAGAGAAGGCGUCAAUUGCCCGACAACGCUGGUCAAGGGCAGAAUGGAGGGCUGGGUCAGGAUCCGUGUGGCAGGCCAGACCGACUGGAAACGCCUGUGGAUGGUAGUAACUGCCGGUUCCGGUCGCGCACCCGACACACCGUCAGGUGAAGGUCGGCCAGAGUCGCCCAACGCUCCGCGCAAGAAGCGCAUGUCGAACCUGUUCUCAAGGGAGCACAGUCCCCACCCCGAGAUACCCCUUAUAUCCCUGCACAGUUCGCCGAAGCCUAAGGACAAAAAACGGCCUGCGCUGACUAUGCAGGCUGUGACUCAGGCGUUCGCUGUAUACCCAGAGCGUCCCGACUUGAUUAGCCGGAGCACGCUGAUAAAGCUCGAGGGAACUCUAGGAGAGGAAGAGGUUGCUGGGGGUAUGAAGAAUAGGCAGGCGUGGCUGCUCGUCAUGCCGGAGCUAGAGGGCGGGAACGUACAGGCAGCGGAAAUGCUCAAAUGGCUCAUCGCUAUUCACGACUCCUUUGAGCUCUAUGGUCGCCCUAAUGCUUACAUACAGGAUCCUCGCGACCCGUCGUCUCUUAUGUUCGCAUACCCUGUGGGUCCUCAUAAGGACUUGCUCUUCUUAGACCGAGAGCUCGCCGAGACUGUGGAUCCACGUGACGACCGCACCGCUAUCGUUAGGCAGCGGUUCACUCACAUUUUGCACGAGCGGAUGCGUACGCUGGGUCCCGAAAAUCAAGCGCGGCCUGUCACGAGUCCCCCGCCGGAGGGACGAAAGAUGCCGGACUCUGCACCUAGAUUACCCCCUCUCCCAGAAAUGACAACUGAAGAUAAUGGUCUACCUCAGCUUCCUCCUCUCAGCUUCGAUUCGUCAUCCUCGGCACAGGCUGCAGCAGCGACCGAAAGACGCGUCUUAACCCCGAUAACAGAGCGGAGUGUACGUGAAAGUGUAACUCCCACAGAUCAGCAGAGCCCUCCAAGUCACGCAAAUUCCGGAGACAGCAGGAUUGGACGAAGGCCGUCGACGCAUUUGGAAGGCACGCCGGCUGCGAUUCCAGAAGUGCCUCAAGAGCUGGAAUCCCUGAGCGGCCAGUCUCUCGUUACCAGUCCAACACAGGGCAACAUUGAUCUGGAGGCCAAGCAGAGCGAGGACUCGCACAGUGGUGCGCCUGGCUCCAGGCCGGAUUCUAAACUUAGUCAUGAUUUUAGACCGAAGCCGGAUGAUGCUGGCGGUCUCGCUGAUCAUACGGGUCGUCCACCCAUGUCUCCGGGCUCAGGCAGGCAGUCGCUAUCUAUGUCUUCAAGAGCGAUCUCGCCCCCGGCACCUGCGAAAUCUCCUGUCAGAGCCGGGCAACAACCUUCCUUUUCUCACUCUCCCAAGCCGAGUUCACCUUCUACUGAGACGACGUCGCAAGGCCAGAGUGUUCCGCCGCGCACGCCCUCUCCUCCGCAUUCGGUAUUGACAUCCCCGUACUCCAUGAUGCACGACUCUCCCGUCAGACGAUUCGCAGAUCGUGAUUCGUUUGAGAGCUUCCAGCGUGCUGGCAUGUCACAAGACUAUCAUCAGCAAAGUCUUGCGGGUGCCAUGCAGCAGCAAGUUCCACCGCCGCCGCCACCGCCACUGCCUGCCAAACCGGCCGAACUUGCAGCGAGUCCCACAGACAACCUUUUGGAUGAAGCAGGCGCGGCACUGUUCUACAUGCAACAAAUUCAUCAGGACAAUGUCCUUGCAAAAUCUUCCCGUCGACCGCCGCCUGGGAGUUCCGAUGAUGAUGAAUCUGACUACGGUGAUGAUCGCUCGGACCAGUCCCCAGUCCGUUCCCCUCCAGCGUCGUCUCCCCGGUUUGCGGAGAUGCGUCGCACAUCGCCGCCGGCCGUGGCCUCGAAUACACUCAGUGCACGUGCGCCGAUCACUCGCCGCCCAUCUGGAGCACGUGCACCGCCCAAUUCGCGUCGGCUUGUGCCGGAGAGACGGUCUUCAUCCCCACAACGACGCGUCGAGGAAAACAUGUCCCGCAACGAUGCACCACCCGCCAGCGGCAGUGGGCUCGAGGACCCCGAUGCUGACGCCUUAGCAGCUCUGACUUUCUUAGAACGAGAGGAGCAGCAGCCGCAGUCUUCACCACAGCAGCAGAAACAACAGUCCCCAGUACCACCGCCGCCACCUCAGGUUGUGGAACCGUCAGACAGGACGGCCUCGCCUCACGCGAGCUCGGAUGGAGCCUCACAAUUCCGCUCGUCUUUUGCUCCUUCCAAGCAAGCCAUGGAACGGAAAGCCAAGUCACAGGCUCAGCAAGCUGCCCAUGAAGCCGCUGUGCACCGCCCCGGACGGGUGAACGGUCGGCAGAAGGGGAAGGCCAGGGACCGUGGAGCUUGGAACGAUAGCAGCGAUGAAGAGGAGGAAGAAGAGGAAGAAGAGGAUGAGGAUGAUGAGGACGCUGGAUCUGACGCCGGACCUCCCGCCUCCGUGAGUAGCAGGGCCCAUCAAGGAGCCGGGGCGGCCCCUCCCAGCUCACAAGGUCAUCAUGCUCCGCCAAUGCCAUAUCGCACUCCCAAUGGUCCCCUUGCUGAGAGCUCCGCGUAUGCACAGCCCCGGCCAUCUCGUAAUUUGCCUCAGACACCCGGAGGGGCGCGAGCAAUGAAUGAAAUGGACGAGUACCGUGGACAAGCUCCUCGCCCUCCUCGCAUGGUGUCCGACCAGUAUUCUGAAGCUAGGCGGACCCAAUACGAUGACGGUCACCGCACAUCCCCUCAACCUCCUCAACUCGGAGCUGCCCGCCAGAGCGUCUGGAGUCAGGUGCUGGAACCUGGCCAAAAGCACGGAGGUCAUCCGCCACCACCUCCUACUCAGCAGCGAGAUACAUUUGUUCAAAUCGAGCCUCCUUCCGCGACUAUGACGAAAGCCUUCACCCCUCAAGGAUUGCUGUCUGCUGGUCUGCAGGAGAAGGAGGAUCGUUCUGCAAAGAGACAGGAGGAGCUCGCGAGAGAGUCAGGAGCAUCACUCAUCAAUGUGCCUAACAAGCCUCCUCCACCGCAAACAGGUCUCCUUGGGGCGAUCUCUGCUCACGAGCGCGAGCGGAAACGUGAAGGUGGUUUCGGCGCCGCAUUGACCGAACGCGAACGGGAGAAGCGCUUAGCCGAGGAGAGGCAACGUAAACUUGAUGAGUUGCAGCGACAGCAGCUCGAACAGAUGUCCCAAGCCGGUGGUAUGUUCGGUAACCCUCAAUUCCCCUACAAUCCCAUGAUGGGUAAUCCAAUGAUGAGCCCUAUGAUGAUGGGUAUGAACCCGAUGAUGACGGGAUACAUGAGCUACCCUGGUAUGAUGCCGAAUCCUGGUAUGAUGCAGACUCCUACUGGGAUGAUGCCCACUCCUACUGGAAUGAUGCCAGGCUAUGGAAAUCCCCACAUGUUCGCCGCUCAGCAAGCAGCUCAGGCAUACCAGCAAGCUAUGAUGGCGUUCUCUGCAGCCGGCUCCCAAGCAGGCGGAGAAGGAGGCGGAACUCCUGGACCCCUUCAACCGAUGAUGACUGGCGGCAGCAUGAGCUUUGACCCCCGUAUGUCUAUGAUGGGCAUGCCGAUGAUGGGUGGUAUGCCGCCGAUGGGUGGUAUGGGCAUGGGGAUGCAGAUGACCGGUGCAUCCAACUUCGACCCAAGAUUCUCGCAAUUUGACAGUGGCCUUCGGCCUCCGGGAGACCCAGCCAGCCAGAGGUUUUCACCACAGGCUAGUCAAAGCGGAUCCCCCUCUGGUCCACGUCCAGUUGAUCCCGGCGACGAGCCUCCCAGGAUGUCGGCCAAUGCUAGUCCAAAGCCUUCGACGCCUAGGUCUUGAUUCCUCGCACACGCCUAGCACAUUCCUUCGUAAUUCCCUUUCUAUCUUGCCUGUCUUUGCUCCCUGCUAUGUCGCCGCAAAAGUCCGAGUUACUCUUACGCACUCCUUUAGUUACAUCACCAUAAUCUGGGACUCUUGUUUGAUCGUUGUCGUUUGGUUCAAUCAUGACAUCUACUCUACAGUGUUUCCUCA